This is a messenger RNA of Cydia splendana, 2606 nucleotides long. RefSeq lists its product as uncharacterized. Gene Ontology annotation, cellular component: phosphatidylinositol 3-kinase complex. Gene Ontology annotation, biological process: phosphatidylinositol phosphate biosynthetic process; intracellular signal transduction. The transcript is spliced from 6 exons. The record is from RefSeq and is a predicted model, not a curated record. The coding region runs from base 251 to 2218 and encodes 655 amino acids. NCBI's taxonomy places the organism in Eukaryota, Metazoa, Arthropoda, Insecta, Lepidoptera, Tortricidae. Gene Ontology annotation, molecular function: 1-phosphatidylinositol-3-kinase regulator activity.
AAUGUUGUCUUGUCUUUGGUAUGAGCAAUGAACAUUGAACAAGUAGAGAAAUUAAUAAAAUUAAAGUAAUGAAAUGAAACGAGCACAGACUGAUAACUGAAUUUGGCAAUGAGUAAGAAACGGGGAGGAAGGCAUCUUCUUUCAUUUUGUGUUGUUUAAUUUACUAUAAGUACAGUUUGAUGUCUUUUAUUUAAUGUAUAACACGGCCGAUAUAUGUCCGCGAGAGGUGUAGAAGAGUAAUGUUUGGGUGAUGGAGUCACCGCCUUCGUUUUCAACACAUUCCGAGGUGCCUCCUUUAAGUGAAGAUAGUGGUCUACUCAUCACCAGCGGAUCAUUCUCGAGCGAUUCCGCUAGCGGCUGGCAUCACGUUACAUCCGAGUUACAAGAGAGUGACUUUGAUGAGAAAUCUCUGUCACUAUGCGAGUCGACGGAGACAUCGGAGCGAAUGUGUGGCGAUUUUUUUAACACUGUCAAGAAAGGCCCUGGAAAAGUAUUAUUAACGACUAUUGACCCACCGCCUGAAUUUCAGGAUAACCCAGUGCCCCUUAAUAUUGUGGAAGUCGCAACUUUAUUUGUACCUCCAACCGUUGUGUAUAACAAUGACUCUGUAAAGUCGAAAUCAUCGGUUCUUGAAAUUCCUAUGACAACGAGACAUUUGUCUCCAUUAUACGCGAAGAAAUUGAAACCGGAAUCUUUGUACGAGCGGCGGCAGUGCCUGAACCACCGGUUCGCGAGCCCGCGGCUGCUGCACCUGAGCCCGUGCCGCGGCGCGCGCCCCUCCUCGCGGAACUCCCUCACCUCCCGUCUCUCCAGCAGUCAUAACUCCCUCAUCACACAGUUCCAGGACGAUUCCAGCUUCAUCACCCAAGCCAUCUCUCACGACACGCUCUCCGCCAACACCUGCGACAUCACUGACAUGUACAAUGUGCCCUUCGACAGCGACAUCUAUGCUGUCCCCGUCGACAUGGUUCGCCCCGGUCAAAGCAAUAUGAGAAAAGGCAAAAAACCACCCAGGACCAACAAGAAACGCGGCAAAACCGCAUCCCAAAAUUUGACUACGAAUCACGUGCAGACCGACAGAAAUCACAAGCCAAAGGAAACGACGAACCGACAUAAAGAUUCCAAAAAUAAAAGGCACAGCUUGCCAAGUUCGUCUUGUAGGAAGAACAUAUCUGACUCAGAGGCGGACUCGCUCCACCUGACGUUGCGCGAAAUGCGUAAAUAUUUGCACACUCUGUACUCUAGCUCGAGCGACUCCGAGUGCCGGAACACGCUGAACAAGAAGAAUAAUAUAACGAACGUGGAGAUACACGUGCGGCCAUCGAAAGACGCCAAGACUAAUAAGGAUAAUGAGAUAUGCAGUGCGUUAGAAACGAAUAACAAUCAUAAAAAGUCUCAUAAAAACUCUUUUGGUAUGAAUAUUAAGAAUAAGAAGCAUAAAGAGGUUCCUAAGGACGAUACGGCCGAUAAGAGUGUUAAGACGCCGCGUCAGAGUCAAAAGAAGAUGUCGCCGGUGCGGAUUUUAUCGUUGAACUUGAAGCAGAGUUUUUGUAAUCUGUUUCGGUGGCGGCGGGCGGGGGGGUUGGAGCGGGAGCGGGGGGAGGAGGUGGUGGUCGAGCCGCCGGCGGCGGUGCGGCGCGCGCUGCCGCCGCUGCCGUCCGCGCCGCACUCCUCACGCCGAGAGGGAGACGACGCCGUCAUGGACUUCGCUACCUCCAUACAGAGGGUCAAAGACUAUGGCUGGUAUUGGGGUCCUAUAUCGGUGGAGGCGGCCGAGAAGAUCCUCUCUAACGAGCCGGACGGGUCGUUCAUAGUGCGCGACAGUAGCGACGACCAUUACAUAUUCACAUUAACUUUUAAGCUAAAUGGAAUGAGACAUGUAAGGAUUGAACAUGAUCAGGGUAAUUUCUGUUUCGGCGGAUGCACAAUGUUCAAAGCGCAGACAAUAGUGGAGUUCAUAGAGAACGCGGUGGAGACGUCGCGCAGCGGACGCUACCUGUUCUUCCUGAACCUGCGGCCCGUGCUCGGGCCCGUGCGCGUGCAGCUGCUGUACCCCGUCUCGCGGUUCAAGCGCGUGCAGAGCCUGCAGCACAUGUGCAGGUUUGUGAUAUUAAAAUACGUAAGACGGGACCUGAUAAGCAGCCUGCCGUUGCCGAGACGUCUCCUGGACUACCUAAACGCCACGCACUACUACUCUGAACUCCUUGCCGAAAUAUAGGACCUGUUUGUUGGUUAGUUCUAUUUGUGUAACGCGCGAUAGCCCGUCGACAUCGAUUGACAACCGACAGAAGGAACCAAAUGUGAUCAUUGACUUGUACUGAGAUUUAAGAUUUUUUAGCGACUGCCACGAUUGUAUUUAUCGAUGUUGGGAUGUGGUAGAUACGAAUGGCGAAUGAUUUUAUUAUUUUGGGAAAGUCACAUCCGUAUAUAGCCAUGCGAUACAUAUGUAAUCAUUUUGCAUUCCAUUAAUUCAAAAUAAUUUAUCACGCAAUAUUUAGAUAUUCAACGUAUUUUCUUUAUUGUACCUGAUAGUAUUGCUAUUAUUAGUAGACUUGUUGGUUUAUACACGAUGCAGCGUUCAAACUAAGCCUGAUGAUGGCGGACCU